AUGUCACAGUACGCUGCUGCGGCUACCGCUCCCCCGAGCACCUCGCCUCAACCGCCACAGCAGCAGUCAUCCGCGACCCAGCAGUCUGCCUCCAGCGGCACCUUAACGGCCGCCCAACAAGCCGCACAGCAUAAGCGCGUCUACCAGGCUUGCAUCCCGUGUCGCCGGCGCAAGGUCCGAUGCGAUCUUGGCAGCGUCGACAACCCCAGCGACCCCCCGUGCGUGCGCUGCCGGCGUGAGAGCAAGCAGUGCUUCUUCAGCGCCACCCGCCGCAAGCGCAAGCACGAUGAGGAGGACGACGAGGAAGACGACUACGUGACCCGAAACGGGCGGAGGAGGCACACCUCGGACAACGCCUCGCCUCCGCCUGUCUAUCACAGGAACUCGUAUAGCACUGUUCCCCUUACCCCAGGAGCUACCGGUGGGAAGCAGCAGCCCCGUCGGCGCCCGGACAACGAGAGACAUGACAGCCGUGGCACCAUAUUCUCCGACUUUGGCGAGGACUCGAGCGCCCAGUUGGAGAACCUCGAGGCCCAGGCCGUCAUGAGGAAGGAGGUCUACGGCCCGCACGAUGCCCUGGAUCUGCUCUACAAAGCCGCCACCGACAACUCCCAUGCACAGAGUCUUGUUCGCCCCCCCGAGAGCUCAGCGCCGGCCACGGAGCCGGCGCAGAGCCACCUAUCGAGCAACCGCCCGUCGAGAGACUCUGCUACGAACGGCCGCCACUCCUCGGCGCGUGUGCCAUCCAGGUCUGCAGACCCGAUAGAUCCUCGUUUGCUCCCCUCGCCCAACACGCACCCGCGGGAGGCCGAACAAGACGAAAUCGAGAAGAGACUCGAUGUUCGCCACGAGCCCGGUUACGAAAAUGCGCUCAAGGCUUGGGGACGCUUCCGAUUUGUGCGAGCUGGCUGGUUCACGCGGGAAGAGGCAGUGAAGUACAUCACAUAUUACUAUGAGUUCCUCUCGCCAAUGACUCCAAUAUCUCCGCCCACAUACCGCAAUCCGGCUCUGCAUCCCACCCUUUUGGAUGAGGAACCCGUCUUGUCGGUGACGCUCUUGACAAUUGCCUCGAGAUAUUACCAGAUCAAGACGACCGGCGGACACUGCCGCUCUCACGCCAUCCAUGAAGAGCUGUGGAGGUAUCUUCGUCGCAUGAUCGAGAGAUGUUUCUGGGGGCAGGAGGCAUUCGGAGGCGGCUUUUGCGGCUCGGGUGCUGAUCAGACUUCCAGCACAGCUCCCUCUAGGGGCUUGAGGAAAGGCAGCCUGAGAACACUGGGUACCAUUGAAUCGCUGAUGAUCCUGACUGAGUGGCAUCCUCGAGCACUUCACUUCCCACCGGAUGAGGCCAUUGACGAGCUGAUGCUCCCGUCGUAUGAUGGGCCUUCCAACCUGAGCACGGAUGAUGAUAAUACUCACAACCGCCUGGUGAAUGGUGUGCCUGGGGGUCGAAGAAUCGAAGGUUGGCUGGAGCCUGCUUGGAGAAGUGAUAGGAUGUGCUGGAUGUUGCUCAGCACUGCCAUGGGCCUAGCCUACGAGUUGGGAGUCUUUGACAACAUGGAUACUCUGCUAGCCGAUAUUACACGGCCUGAGUACGAGGAUGAAUCAUACCGCCUACGUGCAAUGAGAAUCAAGCGUCUGAUCCUGGUCUACCUCACGCAGCUGGCAGGUCGUCUAGGCUGGACCAACAUGGUCCCGGAAAGCAUUCGCAAAUCCGAUCCUUACCAUUCGGGCCAGAGGCGCCCAACCUCCCACGAAGGCAACACACCCGGUACCAACAAUUCGACCAUCUCCACCAUCAACUACGUUCCUGAUGUGGAGCUGGAUGAUCAGAUCAUUCACUGCUGGGUUGGAAUCAGCAAUGCAAUGCACAUCGGUAAUCAGACUCUGUUCAAGUCGCACAAGCACACGACCCAUAUCAUUCAAAGUGGAGAGUAUACCACCCAGCUGAAAAAAUUCGACCCAAUCUUGAAGGACUGGUGGAAGACUUUCGAGCAGGUCCGCAUGCCUACUUUCAUCCGCCACAUUCUCACCAUUGAAUACGAAUACGUACGGAUCUACGUCAACUCGCUAGCCCUGCAGGCUGUUGUUGAGAGGUGUACCAAUAAUGCUGGCAACAGCAACAACACCAUACAGGGCAUGCAGAGCGUUCAAGGGGGGCAGCAAGUUCCGCUAUCGUCGCAGGCUGCCCAGCAUUAUCUGGGAGGUCUUCCACUGGGUCCUCUGGGCGGCUUCGGAACCGAGGAUCAGGAAUUCGUCACUCAGGUGGCCGAUGGUUGCCGCAACUUGCUCAGGACUGUGGUCGAUGACCUUCUUCCCGGAGGUUAUCUCAAGCACGCCCCGGUCCGCACAUACUUCAGGAUCAUUAGCGGUGCCAUGUUUUUGCUGAAAACAUUCGCUCUUGGCGCGCCGAAAUCUGAUGUGGAACUCAGUAUCUCGCUCAUGGAUCGUACAGUCGAGGCUCUGCGAAACUGUGUUGUCGACGACGUCCACCUGGGGACCCGUUUUGGUGAUCUUCUUGAGUCCCUUACGAAUCGUUUGAGGGUUCGCUUCAAGACGGCUCCCACCAAUGCGGGCGCGCAGCCAAACGGACGGAACAACCAUGGCGAAGUCAGCAAGCCCGCAAGCGUCAAUGGUAAUUCCAAUGGCGCUGAAAAUGGAUUUACCGACUCUGCCCUGAAGACCAGGGACGGACUUCUUGCACCUGAUCGGGCAACAACACCUUCUCUCCUAAUCUCGGCCACGCCGUUUGACAUCUCCACCGGCAACUUCCCUUACCCGACUGGCUCGUCUUCUGUGUUUAGACCCAGCACGCCUGCUCCAACUGGCUUAAAUCUCGAUAUCGGCGAUAUUUUCGAGCCCGUUCCAGACUGGACAAACCCAGACGACCAGAUGAUGUACCUUCCGACCGGCCCUGGCUUGUUCCAGACCAUGGGCGAGAAUUCCAACGUGACCAUGACCGACCAAGGUGUGAAUGUGGGAGGCAUAGAUCUCCUCGACUUCAUGGCCAUGGAUCAUCUUCCAUAUGGCAACAUGGACGGGAAUGGGUUCUAG
Molecule: messenger RNA, 3051 nt
Organism: Neoarthrinium moseri
Lineage: Eukaryota; Fungi; Ascomycota; Sordariomycetes; Amphisphaeriales; Apiosporaceae
Exons: 3
Coding region: 1-3051 (1016 amino acids)
Biological process (GO): positive regulation of transcription by RNA polymerase II; aromatic amino acid catabolic process
Cellular component (GO): nucleus
Molecular function (GO): DNA-binding transcription factor activity, RNA polymerase II-specific; zinc ion binding
Source: RefSeq, a predicted model, not a curated record